This is a messenger RNA of Sclerotinia sclerotiorum 1980 UF-70, 1536 nucleotides long. RefSeq lists its product as hypothetical. Bases 1 to 1536 code for a protein of 511 amino acids. Gene Ontology annotation, biological process: intracellular iron ion homeostasis. Lineage: Eukaryota; Fungi; Ascomycota; Leotiomycetes; Helotiales; Sclerotiniaceae. The transcript has 3 exons. The record is from RefSeq and is a predicted model, not a curated record.
AUGGCUCCUUCAGCAAUCAGCACAAGUAACUCCCCAGAAGGACUACGUCCUGUUGCCAUCAACGGCCAGAAAAUCACGUCUUCCCUCAAGAUGGAUAAUCUCUCCCUUUCCCCCAACCAAACCCUCACCAGUGUUCUCUCCUCUGAAUCUCUCGACCUAGUCUGCGUCGGGUUCGGCCCGGCCUCACUCGCCAUUGCCAUCGCUCUCCACGACGCCUACUCCAAAUCUUCGCUGCCUCCACCAAAAGUUCUUUUCUUAGAGAGGCAACCUGAGUUUGCCUGGCACGCGGGUAUGCAACUCCCUGGUGCACGAAUGCAAAUUUCGUUCUUGAAAGAUUUAGCUACGCCUAGAGAUCCCCGAUCCAAGUUUACUUUCAUCAACUACUUGCAUUGUAAGGGAAGGUUGAAUACUUUUAUCAACUUGAGCACUUUCCUGCCAAGUCGUAUGGAAUAUGAGGAUUAUUUGAGAUGGUGCGCUAGCCAUUUUGAAAAAGAAGGAUGUGUGAAAUAUGGUGCAAACGUGGAGUCGGUGGUUCCUUCAUCGCCUUCAGCUGAAGAUGGAAAGAUUCCUUCGUUCACUAUUUCUUCUUCUUCUCCUUCGGGUGAACUUAUCACUCAUUCUGCUCGUCAUGUGGUUAUUGCUGUUGGUGGAAAACCUAUCAUUCCACCUGUUCUCCAAAACAAACCUUGCGUAUUACAUUCUUCUCAAUUCGCUACCAAUAUUGGAAAGAUUGAGAAGCUGCAGAAGGAAAGGAGAAAACCAUUGAGAUUUGCUGUUAUUGGUAGUGGACAGAGUGCUGCCGAGAUCUAUAAUGAUUUAUGGGAACGCUUUGGUGAAGAGACGGGUGUUACUGUUAAGUUGCUUGUCAAGGGACAGAGUUUGAGACCAAGUGAUGAUAGUCCAUUCGUAAACGAGAUCUUCGACCCUGACCGCGUAACACCUCAUUACAACCGACCCUCCCACCUUCGAGCCGCCGGAAUCGUUCUCGACCGCGCCACAAACUACGGAGUAGUACGUCUAGAACUCCUCGAGCAUCUCUACGAAAAACUCUACAUCCAACGUAUUAAAUGUGAACGCACAGGAGCCGAACCCCGCGCAGCCAUCAUCAUAAACCGACGUGUAACUUCCGCAACUGCAUCUCCUUCUCAAGAUAGUUUACGUCUGAAGAUUGUAACUGAAGAUGGAGAUGAAAAGGUAGAAGAGGAAUUGGAUGUAGAUUAUAUCUUUACAGCUACGGGAUAUAGAAGAGAUGCUCAUGUUAGUAUUUUGGAAGGAUGUGAGGAACUUGCUACUGGGGAGGGAAGUGAUGUUAAAGGGGAGAAUGGCUUGGUUAAGGGUAAAUGGGCUGUUGGGAGAGAUUAUAGAGUUAAGAUGGUGGAAGGGCGUGUGCAAAAUGAGGCGGGUAUUUGGUUGCAGGGUUGUAAUGAGUCGACGCAUGGGUUAUCCGAUUCUCUCCUCUCAAUUCUCGCCAUCAGAGGCGGAGAAUUAGUCGAGAGUAUGUUUGGGGAACAACUUGCUCAAGCUGGAAAGAGAUAA